AUGUCCAACACAAAUUUUGUCGACCGCGCCAUCGCCACAGUCAAAACCGCCAUCGAAGCCGACAGCUCCGCUGACUACGAGCGCGCCUACCAACUCUACUACCAAGCCCUCGAACUCUUCAUGCUCGCGCUAAAAUGGACAAAAGAACCCUCCCAAAAAGCGCUUAUCCGCUCAAAAGUCGCAGAGUACAUGGAACGCGCCGAGAAAUUGAAACAACAUCUCUCAGCCCAAGAUAACAAGAAGAAGCCCGCGGCCGUAGGGUCGAACGGGAAGGUAUCAGGCGGGGGUGGGAAGGGUGCGAAUGGUGGGGAAGACGGGGACGAGGGAGGCAUAGAUGCAGAUAGCAAGAAAUUAAGGGGAGCACUGCAGGGAGCCAUACUGACGGAUAAGCCGGAUGUGAAAUGGGAGGAUGUGGCGGGGCUGGAGGGAGCGAAGGAAGCGCUGAAAGAGGCGGUUAUAUUACCGAUUAAGUUCCCACAUCUGUUCCAAGGUAAAAGACAGCCAUGGCGGGGCAUACUACUUUAUGGACCACCCGGGACAGGUAAAAGCUAUCUCGCGAAAGCUGUGGCGACGGAGGCGAACAGUACUUUUUUCAGCGUGAGCAGUAGCGAUCUGGUAUCCAAAUGGAUGGGCGAGAGCGAACGCCUAGUAAAACAGCUCUUCACCAUGGCGCGCGAAAACAAGCCCUCCAUAAUCUUCAUUGACGAAGUCGACGCCCUCUGCGGUCCGCGCGGGGAAGGCGAAUCCGAAGCCUCCCGCCGAAUAAAAACCGAACUACUAGUGCAAAUGGACGGUGUAGGCCGCGACAGCAAAGGCGUGCUAAUCCUCGGCGCGACCAACAUCCCCUGGCAACUCGACGCCGCCAUCCGCCGACGCUUCCAGCGCCGGGUGCACAUUUCCCUCCCCGACCUACCCGGGCGCAUGAAGAUGUUCGAACUCGCCGUCGGCAACACGCCGUGCGAGCUCAAGAGCGAGGAUUUCAGAUCCCUUGGCGUGUUGAGUGAGGGGUACAGUGGGAGCGAUAUCAGUAUUGCGGUGCAAGAUGCGCUGAUGCAGCCGGUGAGGAAGAUUCAGACUGCGACGCAUUAUAAGAAGGUGUUGGUGGAUAAGGAGGGGGAGGAAGGGAAGGAGGAGAAAUACACGCCGUGUAGUCCGGGGGAUAAAGGGGCGAUGGAGAUGAGUUGGACGGAGGUGGAGAGCGAGCAGAUGCUUGAACCGCCAUUGGUGUUGAAGGAUUUCGUCAAGGCUGUGAAGGGGGCGAGACCAACGGUUAGUAAAGAGGAUAUUCAGAGGAGCGCGGAGUGGACGAAUGAGUUUGGGAGCGAAGGGGGGUAG
Messenger RNA from Bacidia gigantensis, 1335 nucleotides. It is a transcript of the gene VPS4, whose product is annotated as Vacuolar protein sorting-associated protein 4. The transcript is spliced from 2 exons. Gene Ontology annotation, biological process: vacuole organization; endosomal transport. The coding region runs from base 1 to 1335 and encodes 444 amino acids. Gene Ontology annotation, molecular function: ATP binding; ATP hydrolysis activity. The record is from RefSeq and is a predicted model, not a curated record. NCBI's taxonomy places the organism in Eukaryota, Fungi, Ascomycota, Lecanoromycetes, Lecanorales, Ramalinaceae.